Archocentrus centrarchus (flier cichlid) is the source of this 1949-nucleotide messenger RNA. Its product is annotated as early growth response protein 1-like. NCBI's taxonomy places the organism in Eukaryota, Metazoa, Chordata, Actinopteri, Cichliformes, Cichlidae. Gene Ontology annotation, molecular function: DNA-binding transcription factor activity, RNA polymerase II-specific; RNA polymerase II cis-regulatory region sequence-specific DNA binding. Bases 326 to 1705 code for a protein of 459 amino acids. The record is from RefSeq and is a predicted model, not a curated record. Gene Ontology annotation, biological process: regulation of transcription by RNA polymerase II. The transcript is spliced from 2 exons.
CAUUGAGGACUUGACAGAAGUCAAGUUCAAGUUGUGAGCGGUCGCUCAUAAAAACAGCCGGACACAAACACUUGAUGUUGUUUACGUCUCUGAUGACGCAGCAGCUUCAUCUCCGCCGGUAAACAUCCGUUAAAAGCCCCGCACAGCUCCAGCGUUGGCUUCCUCCGAGCGGCAGCAGCAGCUUCAGCCCCGACAGAGCGCCUCUCCGCGGGGUUCAGGAGCGGACACCAGCUCGGUCCCUCUGCAGGAACAGCUCCAGGCGCAGCCGAGCUCCGCUCCCGCCGCCUCCUCUUCGUCCUCUUUAUCCGCCUCCUCCUCCAGAGACAUGGCAGCGACUAAAGCGUUGCUGUCCACGCUGCAGCUCUCGGAGCCGCUGACCGGCUUCCCGUCGCCGCUCUCCCCGCUGGACGGAUACUCGAAGCUGGAGGAGCUGCAAAUGUUGCUGCAGACCGCCGCGGCCGGAGGCUCGCUGCUGACCGCCUCUGGGACCGAGGGAGCCGGGCAGUUGAGCGGAGAGCCCGGAGAGUAUGGAGAUUCCCUCUCGGACCUCCCAGACCUGCAGAGUCUCCUCCCUCUGACGCCCCGCCUCCCCCCGCUGGCGUACAGCGGCCGUUUCACCUUCGAGCCAUCUGUGUCGACCUGCGGCGGUGGUGUCAGCGCCAGCAACAAUCUGUGGGCGGAGUCUCUCCUAAGCCUGUUGGUUGGUGUAGCAGCUCCGCCCCCUGCGGCCUCCAGCCUCCCUGUCUCUUCAUCAUCAGUGACCUCUUCAGUGACCUCAUCAUCGCCGUCCCAGCCGAUGAUCAGCUCCGUCCAGGUUACCUGCGGCUCUGCUGACAUUGCCUCAGUCUUCUCAGCGAUGCCAACCUACACCUCCGCCACCGGAGUCGAGCCCCUCCUCCCCACUGUGGACUCCCAGCCGGCCCCUCUGGCCUUCCCGCCACAGGGCCAGCCUCCCGCCUACCCCGCCGCUGCCUCCUCCAGGCUCGGCCUCCAGGCAUCCCCGCUGGUGCCGAUGCUGCCGGACUACCUCUUACCGCAGCAGCCGGACGCUGAGCUGCACCAGCCACCACUCACACCACUCUCCACUAUCAAAGCCUUUUCCUCGCAGAUCCAGACUCAGCCUACAGGCCCCGCCUACCAGGCCCAGCUCACCAAGUCCGGCAAGCCCAGGAAGUCUCCUGCAGGCCGCCAGUGCAAGACGCCUCCACACGAGCGGCCGUACGCCUGCCCCGCCGAAGGCUGCGACCGCCGCUUCUCCCGCUCUGAUGAGCUGACACGCCACGUGCGCGUGCACACGGGCCAGAAGCCAUUCCAGUGCCGCAUCUGCAUGCGCAGCUUCAGCCGCAGCGACCACCUGACCACGCACAUCCGCACGCACACCGGCGAGAAGCCGUUUGCCUGCACCGAGUGUGGACGCAAGUUUGCCCGCAGCGAUGAGCGCAAGAGGCACGCCAAGAUCCACCAGAGGCAGCGAGACCGUAAAAAUGACAGGAGCUCCGCCUCCUCCACCACAGUCACCACACCCCCCACAUACUCCUCCCCUGCUCACAGCUCUUCACCGUGCUUCACCUCCUCUUCCUCCUCCUCGCUGUCACACAUUUACAGCUCCUCGCCGUCCCCCCAACUCUACUCCCCCUCCUGCUCCUCCCCGAUGGCGAGCCCUCAGGCAGAGCUCCCCUCUCCCCAUAGCUCCAACGUGUGCUGACCUUUGACCUCAGACUGACAAUGCUGGACUGCUGAGGCAUGUUUUGAUGUGCAGGGUUAAAGGUCGGCAGCUUCUCAGACACUUUGAUGAUGUAAAUGUGAAUCUUGUAGUUUGUACAUAUUGUUUACACAUGUUGGUGAGCACAUGUUCACAGGCUCCGCCUACUGAGUAGGCCUGUAAGUUUACAUUUUAUACUCCACCUGUUUCCUCUUAAAGAGCUUCAACAAUAAAAGUCUGAACCCUA